Theobroma cacao (cacao) is the source of this 1207-nucleotide messenger RNA. It is a transcript of the gene ERF11, whose product is annotated as ERF domain protein 11. Lineage: Eukaryota; Viridiplantae; Streptophyta; Magnoliopsida; Malvales; Malvaceae. Gene Ontology annotation, molecular function: DNA-binding transcription factor activity; DNA binding. Gene Ontology annotation, biological process: regulation of DNA-templated transcription. The record is from RefSeq and is a predicted model, not a curated record.
CCCUCCCUUCUCUCUUCAACCCCACAUCAAUCCCCAGCGUUUGCUCGCAGCAAAAAAACAAAAUACAUUGCGCGUUUAAACUUCUCUUUCUGUAAACGGAAACGGAAAGGCUUUCCAUUAUUAAAUGGCGCCGAGAGAGAAAACGGCGGUCGUUAAGGGUAACGGCAACGUUAACGGAAAUAGCAAGGAGGUGCAUUUUAGAGGAGUGAGGAAGCGUCCAUGGGGCCGUUACGCUGCUGAGAUCAGAGAUCCAGGGAAGAAGAGUCGAGUUUGGCUCGGAACUUUUGAUACGGCUGAGGAAGCAGCCAGAGCCUAUGACACCGCCGCCAGGGAAUUUCGCGGCGCCAAGGCUAAGACAAAUUUUCCCCUCCCCUGUGAAAAUCUCAACAAUGGUAGUAACUGUAACGACAACGAUAACAACAACAAUAGCAACAACCAGAGUCCAAGCCAGAGUAGCACCGUGGAGUCGUCGAGCCGUGAGCCGUCGCUCAUGAUCUAUUCUUCGCCGUUUGAUCUCAACCUUGGUCACGCGGCGGUUGCCGGGUUCGAAACUCCAGCCGUUAGGUUUCCAUUCCAGCAAGUUUCACCGGUUACCGGCGUGUUCGCCGCCGGCAUACCGGCCGUUGCUAGUCCUCAACUUUUCUACUUUGAUUCCUUCGUUCGGCCUGGAGCGGUGAAAGGCCAGCAGUAUCAACGGAUGAGAUUCGACCAUAACGAUUUUCAUGCGACGUUUAACGGUGGAGUUCAAAGCGACUCCGAUUCGUCGUCCGUGGUGGAUUUGAACCAUCACGAGAUCAAGCAACGUCCCCUUCUCAAUAUCGAUCUCAACCAACCUGCUCUUCCGGAAAUCGCGUGAUUUUUUUUUCCGCCGAUCGUAAAACUGGAACAUCAUGAAUUCUUAUUUUCCGUUCUUUAAAUUUAUUUUUCUUACUCUUUAGUCCUGAAGAAAAAAACGAAGGUAGACUAGAGAAAAUGAGACCACAAAAAAGAAGAUAUAAUUACGGCGAGAGCUGUGAUAAGUUGAUGUGAUCUACUGUAACGAUCUUCCGAUCACAAAUCAACGGCGGCCGAGAGGUGUGAAUACUUAGCUGAUGAUCUACUCUUUUUUUUUUCAACAGAGAAAUAUCAGUUUCUAUCUGUUGUUCCAUAACUACUUACUGUACUUUUUUUUUCUCCCAAUGAAUUAACACAAAAGAAAUUCCUCCAA